AUGGAGGACAAUACGGACAGCAAAGAGAGCCGACAACAAUUCUUAUAUUCAGAGUUCAAUUUUGAUGUGACUUCAGAAUUUGGUCUUCCCGAAAGUGCGAUAUCUACAGUUUUGAUGGCACUAAGUCUCGCAAGAGACCUCCCCGACGCCUUCAAGAACCCGAAAAUCGAAACCAUACUAAAAGAAGCACUAAACAGAAUCUGGCUAAAGCUCUUAACAAUGCCGUCUUAUGUCAUGACGAGAAACGAGUUCGCGGUUUUCAACUUCUUCCAAGACCUAGAUCUUGAUAGUACGUUAGUUGCGAUAGCUAUUAACGCGAGGGCUCGUUAUUGGGACGAAACUCAUGGCGAUGCCUAA
This is a messenger RNA of Daldinia childiae, 357 nucleotides long. RefSeq lists its product as uncharacterized. NCBI's taxonomy places the organism in Eukaryota, Fungi, Ascomycota, Sordariomycetes, Xylariales, Hypoxylaceae. The transcript is spliced from 2 exons. The record is from RefSeq and is a predicted model, not a curated record. The coding region runs from base 1 to 357 and encodes 118 amino acids.